This is a messenger RNA of Acanthopagrus latus (yellowfin seabream), 522 nucleotides long. RefSeq names its product cytochrome b-c1 complex subunit 9 (gene uqcr10). NCBI's taxonomy places the organism in Eukaryota, Metazoa, Chordata, Actinopteri, Spariformes, Sparidae. Bases 37 to 228 code for a protein of 63 amino acids. The transcript is spliced from 2 exons. The record is from RefSeq and is a predicted model, not a curated record. Gene Ontology annotation, biological process: mitochondrial electron transport, ubiquinol to cytochrome c.
GCCUCGACUUCCGUUCCUGCGCACUAACCCACCGACAUGGCGCUGGCGAAGUCCGUCUACAAUCUGCUCUUCAGGAGAACGUCAACUUUCGCUGUAACCAUCAUGGUUGGAGCGGUGCUCUUUGAAAGACUAUUCGACCAUGGUGGCGAAACGAUUUUCGAGCAAAUGAAUCGCGGGAAACUAUGGAAACACAUCCAACACAACUAUGAGAACAAAGACGAGGAAUAGGACGUUUCUCCGGGGUCAUCUAAGGCUGAAGUGCAACUGCUGUCACACUUCCUACAUCCAUUCUCCCUGGACUCCACACCUGAAACAAGCAUCAGUCAACAUGGACAUUUUGCCCAAAGUCACACCCGGGCUGACAACGGCUACCCGAGGACCUGCGGGAGCUGACUGACUGCCCAGACCACCAUGAAGAUGGACAAAUGGUCCCUAUCACCUCGUCCCUCCCUCUGUUGGUGUUUGUAAUGCCCUCGUUCUACUUACAGAUUGUAAAUGUUUAAAUUAAACGUGUUAAUGUCA